UGCUUGUAUGUAUUACAUAUUGCCGAGAAUGUAUCAUAUUUACUCCAACAAAGUUUAUUAAACUGUUUUUUGUUGCAGUUUAGAAAUUUUUAAUAUAUUGAAAAACUUUUACAUUUUUAGGCUUGCUGAUGUUGAUGCAGCACCCUGAAUACCGUUAAUAAGGAAUAUUAAGAGCUGUGAUGGUAACUGGUACAACAGAUUUGACAAAGUUGUGUCAAACCUUAUUGUAUUGCCUCAAGUUAGCACUUUUCCUCGGACUUACUUAUUAAAAACAUCUUCAAAAUUGACUCCUCAGAAAUGGAUUUUACAGUGGAUCUCAGAUUUUUUAUAUGCAUUCAUGAUUCUUUCCAAGAAAGAUGUCCAUAUGUGAAAACAUGCUAACUGAAGUGUCUUUGUUGUUGCUUAUUCUGGAAACAUCCCUAUGUGCAGAUCGUGUAUAUCGUAUAGAAGAAGAGAAUGACCCAGGAACUUUUGUUGGUGAUAUUGCAGCAGAUACAAAACUAUUAGGCAUCAUAUCUCCAAAGGAUGACAGCAAUAUUUGGUUCAGUCAGCUUCACCAAGAGAAUACAAACACGUCAAAGUUGUUCAAUGUCACUAAAACAGGCAAAUUAUAUACAGCUCAAAGACUAGACACAGAAACUCUUUGUAAAUACAAUGUAGAAUGUUUCAAAAUGGUAGAUGUUGCAGUUCAACAGAAAAAAUAUUUUAUUAAAAUAUUGGAAGUCAAAAUUAUUAUUGAAGAUAUAAAUGACAACAAGCCAGAAUUUCGAAACAAAGAAAUUGAACUUGAAUUUUAUGAAACUGAUGGCAAAGGAACAAAAAAAUCUAUACCUAAUGCCAUAGACAAAGAUGUAGGUAUACAAAAUUCACAAAUAACAUAUUUACUAAAGAACAAUAAUGAUGAUCUUUUCACAUUAUCAGUUUCAAAAAAUAUGGAUGGUACUUCCAAACUCGGUAUUAUUUUACAAAAGAAACUUGACAGAGAAAUACAAGAUUCUUAUCAGCUUCAAAUUAUUGCAAAAGAUGGAGGCCAUCCCCCUAAAGAAGGUGUUCUCAAUCUCCAAAUAUCAGUUCGAGAUGAAAAUGACAACUCUCCAGUCUUCUCCCAAAAUAUUUACAAUGUUUCUAUUAAAAAUGGUUAUCAACGAUCAAUACCUAUCGUCACUUUAUCAGCAACUGACUUAGAUUCUGGUAAAAAUGGUAAAGUAAUCUACGAGUUCAGUCCCAAAACAUCAGAGAGUGCCAGAGCCUAUUUUAAAUUAAAUGAGUCAACAGGAGAAAUCUGGGUGGUGAAAAAGUUUCCAACUGGUUCAAAGAAGAUAUAUAAAUUGUUUGUUAAAGCAAAGGAUGGAGGUAAUCCUUCCUUGAGUUCAGUUGCUCUGGUUUUAGUUAAUAUAAAUAGUCAAGAGAACAACCCUCCUGAUAUAGAUAUGAAUUUUAUAGCAAAAUCACCAGAAAAUUUGCCAAGCAUUUCAGAGGGGGUAAAAGUUGGUAACUUUAUUGCUUAUGUAAAGGUCACAGAUGAUAAUGAAGUUUCUUGUUAUAUAAAUCACGAUCACUUUCAACUUCAGGCUCUUGCACGUAAAAAGUAUAAAGUUGUUAUUAAGAAAACAGUUGACAGAGAAGUAGAAAAUCACAUAGAUUUUACCAUCACAUGUGAAGACAGCUUCAUCAAUGCAACUGACCCUGAUCUUGGAUCAGGAGGUGAAUUAUCUUAUUUUCUUAUAAGCAGAGAUGGGAGUGUUCUUCCCUUUAAAAUCUCUCAUUUAGGAUUCAUAUCAACUACUCAGUCUUUAGACCGGGAACAACAUGACAUUUACAGAUUUAAAGUGUUAGUAAAAGAUAAUGGUACACCAUCUCUUAACAACACAGCUAACGUUGUUGUUGAAGUUAUGGAUAAAAAUGAUAAUACUCCAUAUUUUACUUUCCCUAGUGUUAACCCUUUCAAUCUAGAUUUCCAUCACCAUCCGCAGAGUAAGAGUGACAUCACAACAUUAAGAGCCUCCGACAGAGACAAACAUGUUAAUGCUUUUCUCAGGUAUGAAAUACUUGGAGGCAAUGACAAACAAUUAUUUAAAGUUAACCAUUAUACUGGAGUUUUGUCAUUCUCUCGUACAGUUUACCAAAAUGAUGCUGGAUCAUAUAAUCUAAAAUUAGCUGUCAAAGACAAUGGUACACCAGUUUUAUCAGCAACAACUACACUGUCUUUGACACUAACUGUUAGCAAUACAACAGCCAAAAUAAAUCAAAAAGAAAACCAUUAUGGUGCUACCCAAGACUUUGUUGGUGAGAGAAGGCCAUCAGGAUACGUUUGUGAACAAGACUCUCCAAAAUAUGAUGUUCCUGUUGCAAUCUUAUCAGAUCCAAAACAAAUAAGAAAUUCUAAAACAGCUCUUUUUCGAAGAGAUCCUCACUCCAUAUACAAACCUGGACAGAGUUGGAAAGGGUCAUCAUUAGGAGUACAGCUACAAUGUAUUACUCCUGAAUUACAUCAAAUGACUCAAUCUCAACAUGGUUUGAAUUCAGAAUGUGAAGAACUGGAACAAAUACUGCAAUUUCCACUUCAGAUUUUCCUCCAUGUACCUUCCAGUUUGUCUCUUCACAUUCAGUCUUACUUAUUUGUCACUAAACUUACCCCAACAUAA
This is a messenger RNA of Octopus bimaculoides (California two-spot octopus), 2645 nucleotides long. Its product is annotated as protocadherin beta-15. The record is from RefSeq and is a predicted model, not a curated record. Gene Ontology annotation, biological process: homophilic cell-cell adhesion. Gene Ontology annotation, cellular component: plasma membrane. Gene Ontology annotation, molecular function: calcium ion binding. Lineage: Eukaryota; Metazoa; Mollusca; Cephalopoda; Octopoda; Octopodidae.